AUGUUUGCAGGAACCACUUAUCAUCGAAUUUUGAAGAGGCGGGCUGCACGACAAAAACUGGAAGCGGAAGGCCGUUUGCCUAAGAAGAGACAGAAAUAUCUACACGAGUCUCGACAUCAGCAUGCAUUGGCUCGCAUUCGCGGGGAAGGUGGCAAGUUUGAUAAAGAUUUGCUGGCUAAGCUACUGUGUUUCCCUGGAACGCCGAGGUUAGCCAGACCAAAGUCUGCCCAAUUCGUCACGACCACAGACAGUCGCCGCCCUUGUGGAUCAGAGGGAGAUUUUCCACCAUGUGACGUUUGA
Molecule: messenger RNA, 300 nt
Organism: Angiostrongylus costaricensis
Lineage: Eukaryota; Metazoa; Nematoda; Chromadorea; Rhabditida; Metastrongylidae
Source: the annotation of a GenBank genome assembly